Messenger RNA from Closterium sp. Naga37s-1, 789 nucleotides. NCBI's taxonomy places the organism in Eukaryota, Viridiplantae, Streptophyta, Zygnematophyceae, Desmidiales, Closteriaceae. The record is from the annotation of a GenBank genome assembly.
AUGCUCCGGGACUUUGCUUCCAAGGCAGGCUUUGCGGUGAAGGUGGAGGACACCACUUUGAUUCUGCACCUGGAGGCAGCUAGACCGCGACUGCAGGGACUCUCGGGGACGGGGGACGGGGUACCGGGACAGUCAGGGGCACCGUGGGGACAGCAGCAGCAGCAGGGUGGGCUCGGUCGAGGGGCUGGUGGGCAAGAGGGCCGAGAGGGGGGUGAGGAGAAAGGACAGCAUGGACAGCAGCAGCGGGGCCGGCAGGGGCAGGAGGGGCUGGCUAGUGGGGGAGAGGAGAGGGGACAGCAGCAACAGCAGCUGCAGCAGCAGCAGCGGCAGCAGCAGCAGCCGCAAGGCCAGCAGGGACAGCAACAGCAGGUUUGUAGGGGAGAGGAGAGAGGGCAACAGCGGCAGCACCGGGAAGGUCAGCAGGGUCAACAGGGGCGGCAGCAGGAGGGUCAGCAUGGGCAGCGGCGUGAGGGUCAGCAGGGGCAGGCUGGCUGGGAGGAGGAGAGGAGACAGCAACAGCAGCGACUACAGCAGGUGGGCCAGCAGGGGCAGGAGGGGCAGGCCAGUAGGGGAGCGGAGAGAGGACAGCAAGGGCAGCAGCAAGAGGGUCAGCAGGGGCAGCAGCAGGAGGGUCAACAGGGGCAACAGCAAGAGGGUCAGUGGGGGCAGGCUACUAGGGAAGAGGAGAGGGGACAGCAGCGACAGCAGCAGCAGCAACAACAACAGCAUGGCCAGCAAAGGCAGGAGGGGAAGGUUGGUGGGGGAGAGGAGAGAGGACGGCACAGCUAG